This is a messenger RNA of Impatiens glandulifera, 1790 nucleotides long. Its product is annotated as aminoaldehyde dehydrogenase 2, peroxisomal. The coding region runs from base 68 to 1582 and encodes 504 amino acids. Lineage: Eukaryota; Viridiplantae; Streptophyta; Magnoliopsida; Ericales; Balsaminaceae. The record is from RefSeq and is a predicted model, not a curated record. The transcript is spliced from 15 exons. Gene Ontology annotation, molecular function: oxidoreductase activity, acting on the aldehyde or oxo group of donors, NAD or NADP as acceptor.
CUCAACUUACUUUUGCAGAAAGUCCAAAAAGUAAAGGAAAAAGAGUCCAUCACAGAGAGAGAAAGAGAUGUCAAUCCCGGUGCCUUCCCGUCAGCUGUUCAUCGAUGGCGAGUGGAGAGAGCCUCUCCUAAAGAAUCGUAUUCCUAUUACCAAUCCUGCUACUGAAUUGAUAAUAGGCAGCAUUCCUGCUGCAACUUCUGAAGAUGUGGAUCUUGCUGUGGAAGCCGCUCGAAGGGCUCUUUCCCGGAACAAAGGCAACGACUGGGCAUCCGCAUCUGGGGCUCAUAGGGCCAAAUAUCUACGUGCCAUAGCUCUCAAGAUAAAAGAGAGAAAGUCGGAACUUGCAGAACUUGAAUCAAUGGAUUGUGGAAAACCUCUGGAUGAAGCUGCAUGGGAUAUAGAUGAUGUAUCUGCAUGUUUUGAUUACUACGCGGACCUUGCUGAAGGCUUAGACGCAAAGCCUAAGACUCAUGUUUCUCUUCCAAUGGAGACAUUUAAGUGUCACGUUGUUAAGGAACCCAUCGGGGUUGUUGGCCUGAUUACACCAUGGAAUUACCCUCUACUAAUGGGCACGUGGAAAGUUGCUCCUGCAUUGGCUGCAGGUUGUGCUGCAAUUCUCAAGCCAUCUGAGUUGGCUUCCAUAACCUGCUUGGAGUUGGCUGCAGUGUGUAAAGAGGUGGGCCUUCCCCCAGGUAUCCUUAAUGUGCUGACAGGGUUUGGCCCUGAAGCAGGUGCUCCUUUAGCCUCUCAUCCCAAUGUGGAUAAGGUUGCUUUUACGGGUAGUAGUGCAACUGGAAGUAAGAUUAUGGCUUCUGCAUCUAAACUUGUCAAGCCUGUCACACUUGAGCUUGGAGGAAAAAGUCCCAUUGUUGUCUUUGAAGAUGUUGAUCUUGACAAGGCUGCUGAAUGGACUAUAUUUGGUUGCUUUUGGACUAAUGGACAGAUCUGUAGUGCAACAUCUCGCCUUAUUGUGCAUGAAAGUAUAGCAGCAGAGUUUCUGGACAGGAUUGUGAAGUGGACCAAAAAGAUUAAGAUUUCGGACCCCAUGGAAGAAGGUUGCAGACUCGGUCCAGUUGUUAGUGCUGGCCAGUACGAGAAGGUAUUGAAGUUCAUUGAAACUGCUAAGAGUGAAGGUGCAACCAUCUUAUGUGGUGGGACUCGUCCGGAGCACUUAAAGAAGGGGUACUUUCUAGAACCCACCAUUAUAACUGAUGUAAGCACUUCCAUGCAAAUCUGGAGGGAGGAGGUCUUUGGCCCUGUUCUUUGUGUGAAGACAUUCAGAAAUGAAGAUGAAGCCAUUGAACUUGCAAAUGAUACUCAAUAUGGUCUAGGGGCUGCUGUCAUUUCAAAGGAUUUGGAAAGGUGCAAUAGAAUCACUAAGGCUCUAAAUGCAGGGAUUGUAUGGGUCAACUGCUCACAACCUUGUUUUUGUCAAGCUCCUUGGGGUGGCAACAAGCGAAGUGGCUUCGGGCGCGAAUUAGGAGAAUGGGGACUCGAGAACUACAUGACCUUAAAGCAGGUUACUGAAUACAUCUCUGAUGAACCAUGGGGUUGGUAUCAGCCUCCUCUGUCCAAGUAUUAGAGAUGUUAUAAAAGCUUAUAUGUUCCAACGUCAGCCAUCUCAAGGUUCGGUUUCUAUUCAAAUGAUACUGUGGAUGAGUUUUAUUGUAUUUCUGGUUGUAAUGGAUUCAAUAAUGUUCCAGGAGUUUUCCUUAGCCUUUGUUGUUGUUCUGUUCUGUUCACCCCCAUGGAUUACUAAUAAAAAAGUUAUGUUUCUUUUUGCAUGUUCA